Messenger RNA from Temnothorax curvispinosus, 3130 nucleotides. It is a transcript of the gene RnrS, whose product is annotated as ribonucleoside-diphosphate reductase subunit M2 B. The transcript has 7 exons. The record is from RefSeq and is a predicted model, not a curated record. Gene Ontology annotation, biological process: deoxyribonucleotide biosynthetic process. The coding region runs from base 1073 to 2191 and encodes 372 amino acids. Gene Ontology annotation, molecular function: ribonucleoside-diphosphate reductase activity, thioredoxin disulfide as acceptor. Gene Ontology annotation, cellular component: cytosol. Lineage: Eukaryota; Metazoa; Arthropoda; Insecta; Hymenoptera; Formicidae.
ACGUACAAUUAACCGUCUCCGUCGUACCGCAUCUUCUGUCUCUAUAUUCUUGCAGAUUGAACGUUUCGUUAGCGAUCAUGCCGCGCGUGUCUUCGUUAUCGGUGUUAUCACUAAACAGCGCGAGUGGAAAAAUCCGUUGAGUUGCGGGAUCGGUCGUCCCUCCGUUCCCUACGCCCACGGCCCACACGCGAAACAGCAAGAAACGGCUGCGUUUGAAAGGAAACGAGCAUGCGGUAGAUGAAUGAAAUUUCUGGCGAUAAUUGAAGAAAAAAAAAAUAUUGAUGUCUACAGAGAUAUAUACGGGAUGUUCCAUUUAGAACUCGUUUUAAUAACACUGACCAAUUCGGAGUAAGUUUCUUCUUAAAGAAAAUGUCCAGGGAACUGAAGAUUAAUUUAUAACUCCCUCGUGAACAUAAUUUCCCAAACGGGACAUAUGAUAUGUCGUAAAAACGUCACAUCAUAAGACGUUUUUAAGACAUUAUAUGUCCCGAUUUGGGGCAUGCGUGUUGCCCGGAUCGCCAUAGGAAAAUUCUAACGUGUCCACGUUUUAGGUGCGCCGCUUCCACAAAUAGAAUUGCGUAAUUCCAACAAGAGGGUCCUGUCCUAUGAAUCCCUCCUUCUAUAUAUAUAUGUUCGUCGCAUUCGGACUUCGGAGUCGACUCUUCGAUCUGUUUUCCGACGACCAGUUAUGUACCGGACACGUGUCUCUGCGCGAAAACGUAUAAAUUCUCCGCCAUUCAUUAACGGAUUAACGCGAUGGAGAGCACGCAGUUUGGAAAACUCGUUAACGCGAUGGGAAGCGCGCGUUUCGAAACACAAAGAUCAUUAACGACAGUAGCGAUAACGUUAAAAGGCUUGGUCGAGGCAUGUCUCACGCGCUGACGCGUGCAUUUUAAACGGCUUGUGUGUACUACACUGUAUUAACUAUAUAUGUAUGGAGCAGCUGCGCAUAUAUAUCUGUGUGUGUUCAAUAUAGAGCUUAGAAUGUCCAGUGUUUUUCAUCAGAAUGUUUUAUCAUUAAAUAUAAUAUUCGCGAUUUUGUACUCGUUGUUAUCGUCGUCGGUAACCUAAGAUGAAUGAAGAGACAUCACCAAAGAAAUCAUGCAUUUCUCCAACUAUUUCUCAGGAUCAUGGCUUGAAAACUGGGCUUACCAAAACAAAUGCUGUACGAAAGGUACAACUCAAGGAGGACUUCAAUCCAGAAUUAGAGCCACUGCUUCAGGAAGGCUCAAACCGCUUUGUAAUUUUCCCUAUUCAAUAUCCUGAUAUCUGGGAUAUGUACAAAAAGGCUGUAGCCUCCUUUUGGACCAUAGAAGAAGUAGCUCUUCACAAGGUAGACAAGAAGGACUGGGAUGAAAAGCUAAGUUCCGACGAGAAACAUUUUAUCUCUCAUGUUUUGGCAUUCUUCGCCGCUUCCGAUGGUAUCGUUAAUGAGAAUCUGAUUGAGAGAUUUAGUCAGGAAGUGAAAAUCGCCGAAGCACGUUGUUUCUACGGCUUCCAAAUCGCUAUAGAAAAUAUUCAUUCUGAAAUGUAUUCUUUGCUCAUUGAAACUUAUAUUUCUGAUCCGAAAGAAAAAGAUUUCUUAUUUAAUGCAAUCGAAACACUUCCUUGUGUGGGAAAGAAGGCCAAUUGGGCAUUGAACUGGAUCAAUCAGGAUGGUGCUACGUUUCCUGAACGUGUAGUUGCGUUCGCGGCAGUUGAGGGUAUCUUCUUCAGCGGCAGUUUUGCAGCGAUUUUCUGGCUGAAGAAACGAGGAGUCAUGCCAGGGCUCACCUUUAGCAACGAACUCAUCUCGCGAGACGAGGGAUUGCACUGCGAUUUCGCGUGCUUAAUGUUUAAACACAUCGUACAAAAGCCGUCGUUCGAGCGUGUGAAGUCGAUCAUAAUGGACGCCGUCGAAAUCGAAAAAGAAUUUUUGACUCAGGCGUUGCCGGUCGAACUGAUAGGAAUGAAUUGCACACUUAUGUGUAACUACAUCGAAUUCGUCGCGGACAGAUUGUUCGUUGCAUUAGGAUUUGAAAAAGUUUACCAUUCGGAGAAUCCGUUCUCGUUUAUGAAUUUCAUCUCUCUGGAGGGGAAGACAAAUUUCUUUGAGAAGAAAGUGGGCGAAUACAAGAAAUUUGGUGUCGCGGAAGAAGGUUCUCAAAAGAAGAGCAGCAUGUCAAGUGUGGUGUUUGGUGCAAAUUUUUAAUACAAAAGGUUUAAAUAUACAAAUAUAAAACAAACAAAAAAUAUUGCAUACGCUCCACGAUGGAGAAAAAGAAGGACACAUCAAUAAUUUUCCGUGACUUUGAAAUAAUUUUAUAUAUAACGAUAAAGUUUUGAGAAAAAAUCUUUGACAAAUAUUCGCGAGAGGAAAUGUUUGUAUAGUGUUUAUAGAAUAUAUAUAAGUUGACGGCAUCAACAAAAAGGGUAUUAUACACGCAUUUUUGCAUAUUUUCAGUUACAAUCGUAAUUUUUGAAAUGCUAUUUUACCAGUAGUAUGUUUCAAAAAAGUAUAGCUUUAAUCUAUGAAAUUUUUAAUGUUAUUUUUUUAUAUUUAAUUCCUAUUGCAACUGAUGAGAAAACUUUAGGAAGAAAAAAAAUUAUUGUACAAAUAAUGCUUCUAAAAAGUUGUUCUGUGAUUAGAAUACUUUUCCAUGAUGCCGUCAAAUUGUUUGACAAGCUUUUGAGAAGCAAACCGUGUUUGUCAAGAUCUUAAAAAUGUACAGAGUAUUAUUGAUUGAAACAAAUUUUAAUUUAUUGUAUAGAGACUAAGCGCGAUAUUUGUGACACUUUCGGAAAUGUUUUUUUUUGGAUUUGAUUAAGAUUUAUUUUAUAAUUGAACAACUCAAUUAAAGAGUUAGACAUUAAUAUUCAUUUCUUGUCAGAAAGUUAAAAUAUAUGAGCAUGAUAAAAGCUUUUGUCUCAUGUACACUUCCAUUAUAAAAUCUUACUAAUGAUUGGACAUAUCGAAAAAAAAUACUAUAAAUUUGAAUAAAUAAUCACAUAAAUACAGAGUCUCGAGUACUUAAAAACUUAAAACUGCAACUUAAAAUAGUAUUCGUAUAGAUAAGUCUUUGCAUGUAUGUAAACAAUAACUAUGUGGCAAUAAAGCUAAUUAAAUAAAGCUUCUUUUAUUACGAUUGAA